Oncorhynchus gorbuscha (pink salmon) is the source of this 1381-nucleotide messenger RNA. RefSeq names its product general transcription factor II-I repeat domain-containing protein 2-like. The coding region runs from base 5 to 745 and encodes 246 amino acids. Lineage: Eukaryota; Metazoa; Chordata; Actinopteri; Salmoniformes; Salmonidae. The transcript is spliced from 2 exons. The record is from RefSeq and is a predicted model, not a curated record.
AUCAAUGCAUGGCACAACCACAGGAAAGGAAAUCUUUGAGGAGGUUUCCAAAUGUGUAACUGAAAUAAAGCUGCCGUGGGAUAAACUCGUUGGAUUAACGACAGAUGGUGCGCCAGCGAUGUGCGGUAAAAAGAGUGGACUGGUGGGCAUGGUUCGGGAGAAGAUGCGGGAAGAGAAAUGUGCAGGUGAGCUAACUGUUUACCACUGCAUCAUACAUCAGGAAGCACUGUGUGCCAAAGCCCUAAAGAUGGAACAUGUUAUGACCACAGUAACACAGGUAGUUAACUUUAUAAGAGCCAAAGGUCUAAAUCACCGCCAGUUUAAAUCUUUUCUGGAGGAGUGUGGUUCGGAAUACGCAGACGUGCCGUAUCACACAGAGGUGAGAUGGCUAAGCAGAGGAAAAGUACUGAACAGAUGUUUCGAGCUGCGUGAGGAAAUAUGUGAAUUCCUGGAAACCAAAGGGAAGGAUACAGCAGAGCUCUGGGAGCAAAAGUUCCUGUGUGAGGCCUUUCUCUGUGACAUCUCGAGCCAUCUCGAUGCGCUGAACCUGCAGCUUCAGGGGCGGGGGCGCAUCAUCACAGACAUGUACGCUGCAGUGAGGGCCUUCAAAACUAAACUGUGCCUGUGGGAGAAUCAGAUGCUGCAAGGAAACCCUUGCUGUGCUGCCAUCCUGUUAGAAGUUUCACAACAUAAACGUUUUCAAUAUAUUAAUUCAAGAAAAGUCACGCCUUGGGAGUUUUAUUGAAGACUUAGUUGUUAGCUAUCUGUCUAGGUUUGCAUGGGAACGCAACUCAAGGGCAGAAUACUUGCCAUUUUCCCUGCUUCCAAUCCAUAAAAGCGCAGAUCUCUACCGCCGUGUUCCCAUGCGCACAGUUUGCUGAAAAACUCAGUGUUCUCGCCGCUGAGUUUAGCCGGCGAUUUGCCGACUUCGAUGCCCAGAAAUGCAAGUUUGAACUGCUUAGUAAUCCCUUCGCAGUUGAUGUGGAAAAUGCACCAACCAACAUCCAAAUGGAGCUGAUUGAACUCCAGUGCAACGACACGCUGAAGUCAAAGUAUGAUGCUGUGGGCGCCGCACAGUUUCCACGGUUUAUCCCUGACACAAUGCCUCAGCUCCGCACCCAAGCUGCUCAGAUGCUCUCCAUGUUCGGCAGCACUUAUCUAUGCGAGCAACUUUUCUCCACGAUGAAGAUGACCAAAACAACUCACAGGAGACGUCUGACUGAUGAACAUCUUCGCUCGAUACUGAGGAUUUCUUCAGCUCAGAGCUUGAGCCCAGACAUUGAUGAACUAGCAUCCAAGAAGAGAUGCCAGGUAUCUGGCUUGGGCACAUCAGAUUAGACCAGUGUGCAAUAAUUAACGUUUUCUUUAUGCACUUUUUCUU